UUCGGGAUUUACUUGUAAAGGAGCUUUCAGAGGAGAUCGUGGGAUAUUCUGUGUCCAAACAUGCCUGUUAGAAGAGGUCACGUUGCGCCACAAAACACUUUCCUUGGAAUUAUUAUCCGGAAAUUCGAGGGUCAGAAUCGUAAAUUUGUCAUAGCCAAUGCCAGGGUGGAGAACUGUGCAAUCAUAUACUGCAACGACGGCUUCUGCGAGAUGACAGGCUUCUCCAGACCGGACAUCAUGCAGAAGCCGUGCACCUGCGACUUCCUCCACGGUGACCUGACCGACAAAGAGGCCAUCAGCCAGGUGUCCCAGGCCGUGCUCGGGUCAGAGGAGCGCAAGGUGGAGAUCACCUACUACCGCAAGGAUGGAACUGACUUUCAGUGCACCACUCACGUCAUCCCAGUGAAGAAUGAGGAGGGCGUUGUGAUGAUGUUUAUCUUGAAUUUCGAAUAUGUGGUGGAUGAGGAGAGUGACAACUCCACUGAGAAGAUAAGCCCCACAUCCCCUACAAAGUCAGAUCAAAGGCGGAGUAGAUUCUUCCGCUUCCGUCAGGCUGCUUUGAGCCUAAUGAACACCAACAAGCAAUCUCUUCCACAAGAGGACCCUGACGCUGUGAUGGUGGACUCGCCCAAAGAGAACGAGGACUCAGUCGCCCUGCAGGACUUCCCCUCCCCCACUAAGAGCAUUUUCAGUCCCAUUGAGGCCAAUGACACGCACGGCCUCAUAGGCUCCAGCCACCACUCGUCCCAGGCCAGCAUCGGUCCUCAACCAAUUGACCAUUCGUCCCCUAAGCUCCCCUGGGAGAAGCUGUACCAGACGGAGCCCCACCAGUCAUCCACUACCCUAUCAAACACCUUCCCCAGAGGCAGCAUCAACAGCAUGAGGCGAGCCUCAUCCGUCCAUGAAAUUGAAGGCUACAGCUCCAAUUCCAAAAGUGUUUUCAGGGAUCGACAUACAAGUGAAGACAGUGGUAGCCGUGUCCUAGGCCCUUUUAAUCACGUGAAGUCCAGCCUGCUGGGCUCGACCUCAGACUCCAACAUCAACAAGUACAGCACCCUCAACAAGAUCCCUCUGAUAGCACUCCACUUCUCUGAGACGACAGAAAAGAAGCCCCAUUCCCCGCCGACAUCGGAGACCGCCAUCAUCGCACCAAAAGUCAAAGACAGAACUCACAAUGUCACCGAAAAAGUCACUCAGGUCCUGUCUCUCGGAGCCGAUGUCCUUCCUGAGUACAAACUCCAGACGCCCCGCAUUGACAAGUUCACCAUCCUCCACUACAGUCCAUUCAAAGCUGUGUGGGACUGGCUAAUCCUGCUGCUGGUCAUCUACACGGCAAUCCUCACUCCUUACUCUGCUGCUUUUCUUCUCAAUGACCAAGGGGAGCAGAAGCGGCGUGAAUGUGGAUAUUCAUGCAGCCCGCUUAACGUUGUGGAUUUAAUGGUGGACAUCAUGUUUAUCAUUGACAUCCUCAUAAACUUCAGGACCACUUAUGUGAACCAAAACGAGGAGGUGGUUAGCGAUCCGGCUAAGAUAGCAAUCCAUUAUUUUAAAGGCUGGUUCCUUAUAGACAUGGUGGCUGCAAUCCCCUUUGACCUUCUUAUCUUUGGCUCGGGAUCUGAUGAGACCACCACUCUGAUUGGCCUGUUGAAGACCGCUCGGCUCCUGCGACUGGUCCGUGUAGCCAGGAAACUGGACCGCUACUCGGAGUACGGCGCUGCUGUCCUCAUGCUCCUCAUGUGCAUCUUCGCUCUCAUCGCCCACUGGCUGGCCUGCAUUUGGUAUGCCAUCGGCAAUGUGGAGAAGCCAUAUUUGGAGCAUAAGAUUGGCUGGCUGGACAAUCUGGGCGUGUCUAUUGGAAAGAGAUACAACUACAGCGAUCCAAACUCUGGCCCGUCUAUCAAGGACAAGUACGUCACAGCACUUUACUUCACUUUCAGCAGUCUGACCAGCGUGGGCUUUGGAAAUGUUUCCCCUAACACCAACUCAGAGAAGAUCUUUUCCAUCUGCGUCAUGCUGAUUGGCUCCCUCAUGUACGCCAGUAUUUUUGGAAACGUCUCAGCCAUCAUCCAGAGGCUGUACUCAGGUACGGCCCGCUAUCAUGCUCAGAUGUUACGGGUCAAGGAGUUCAUACGCUUCCACCAGAUCCCAAACCCACUGAGGCAGAGGCUGGAGGAGUACUUCCAACACUCGUGGACCUACACCAACGGCAUCGACAUGAACACGGAGGUGUUAAAAGGUUUUCCUGAGUGCCUUCAGGCGGAUAUCUGCCUUCACCUCAACAGAAACGUUCUUCACAACUGCAAAGUUUUCCGUGGAGCCACCAAAGGCUGCCUGAGGGCGCUGGCCAUGCACUUCAAAACCACUCACGCCCCUCCUGGGGACACCCUGGUCCACAGUGGGGACGUGCUCACUGCUCUCUACUUCCUGUCCCGUGGCUCUAUAGAGAUCCUGAAAGACGACAUUGUGGUGGCCAUACUGGGAAAGAAUGACAUCUUCGGAGAGAUGAUCCAUCAGUUUGCCAAGCCGGGAAAGUCCAGCGCUGAUGUGCGAGCGCUGAGUUACUGCGACCUGAGCACCAUUCAGAGAGAAGAUCUGCUGGAGGUGCUGGACAUGUACCCGGAGUUUGCUGACUACUUCUUUAACAACCUGGAGCUGACCUUCAACCUCAGAGACGAUUCUGCUAAGGCCUCAGGUUCCCAAGACUGUGACUCAGAUGACGGGGAAGGCAGUAAAAGCAUGAAAAGAAGAAUUUCUUUUACACCAGAUCCAAAUAAAGGGGAAAACAAGGAAGUCGCUGAAGACACGGGAGGGAAGAGGGAGUCCAGCCUGUGCCUAAAGAGAUCGUCUGAAGUCCUGGGUCCGUCUCCACCCAGUCCUGCAGUUCUGGAGUCAAGUCUUAUUGUUAGAGACAGCUUGGGAAGGAGACCGUCAUUUGAAGAUCUGUGCUGUGAUAAAUGGGCCUGUAAGAAACCUACAGACUUCUUGGAUGAGUCAGCACACUUUCAGGACCUGAGAGAGGACGAUAAUUCUGCCAGCGAUAUCAUGUAUGGAGAGGUGGAACAGCGCUUAGGUCAGCUUCAGGAGCACCUCAACAGGCUGGAGUCUCAGCUGGUGUCAGACAUGCAGACAAUACUCCAGCUGCUUCAGAGACAGCCGGCACUGGGACCUCCAGCUUACAGCACUGUGACAGCCAGUCCAGACUAUCACAGACCUGCAGUGAAGGUUCAGCCUGUCGCGCUGACGACAAGCCAUUUCUUCAGCCAUACAGGAACUCAAGGCGCCAACCUCAAACUGGAGCGAGCGAUUCAGGAAUCCAAAGACUCUGUGUCGAGCUUGGCCAACGUGAAUGCCCCCAUGGAGGACAGCCUUACAGCACUGCUUGUACAAAGACAUACAGAUCCACAACAGCAGCGACAGCAGCAUCGGAUCCCAGGACAUGUACAGUCUACGCUGCUCCUACUCCCAACGGAAACUUCCUCCAACUCCUCCUUCUCCUCCUCCCCCUCUCCCUCUGACUCCCACUUCAGUGCCGCUGGACUCCACAGAUCGGUGUCAGACCCAGAGUGUCCGAGGCCGUGA
Messenger RNA from Cheilinus undulatus (humphead wrasse), 3579 nucleotides. RefSeq names its product potassium voltage-gated channel subfamily H member 7-like. Lineage: Eukaryota; Metazoa; Chordata; Actinopteri; Labriformes; Labridae. The record is from RefSeq and is a predicted model, not a curated record. Bases 61 to 3579 code for a protein of 1172 amino acids. The transcript is spliced from 17 exons. Gene Ontology annotation, biological process: regulation of heart rate by cardiac conduction; regulation of ventricular cardiac muscle cell membrane repolarization; membrane repolarization during action potential. Gene Ontology annotation, molecular function: inward rectifier potassium channel activity. Gene Ontology annotation, cellular component: membrane.